CACGCUCACCAUAAACUAUACUCACAAACACACACAGUGGGUUGGUGUGUAUACAAGUUUGGGAUCUGUUGAAAUAUAUUUCAUUAAACAGAUUUACUUUCAGCGAUUCACAACACAAAAAGAUCUCUGUCUCACAUUCUCGGUUGUGUGUUUCACUGUGAUUCUCCAUUUUCACUGUUUUCUACAUUUGUUGUUCACUUUCGGUUGAAUAAUUUUUGUUUUUUUCGCAAUCCGAUAUCUUCUGUUUUUGAAAACAUUUUCGUCUUUUUUCUGUAAUAAAUUAAUUGAAGAAGAAAAGAAAAAAGAAUCAAAAAACUUGAUUAUGUAUAAGCUAUUUUCAUUGUUCAUUGGGAACAGUAUUUAAACUUGGCGGUUAAUCCAUUGAAACAUUGAACCAAUUUGAAAUUGAACAAGAUUUACUGUUAUGCAUCAAUUAUCAAUGAGUUAAUUUAUUCAUUCGUUAAAAAAUGUCUGUCAAUAAAUCUAAUAAAUCGGCGUGUUUACCUGCAAACAUCUACUGUGAGCACACAUACGAUCGAUAUAAGGAGGAUGGACUCCGACUACUUGAAAAAUAUAUGCCAUACUUAAAUCCAGAGACUGGUUUACGUAAUCGAAUGAUUACUCGUGAUCCUGUAACUGGUUUAGGCGAUUUAGAAGCUGAAUGGAAUCCUUUAAACGGAUGUCAUAUCAAUAGAAAAACAUUUCCACAUCGGGAUCCAAUCACAAUGCAAGGUGAUAUGGGUACUGAAUAUAACUGUUUAUAUACAACUAAAGAAUUGUCAUGCAAAUCGCGUGUUAAUUCAACAGGUACAAAUCAGGAUAACAAUAACUAUUAUGAAGAACAGUUGAAUAGCGCAAAUAACGAAAGUAACAAUAGCGAUAAUAACAAUAAUAAUAAUAAUAAUAAAAAUAACAAUAACAGAAGUAAUAAUAUUUCUGAUCAAGAUCGUGAUCCAGUAACCCUUCAAGGGGAUUUAGGAGAUGAAGUGGAUUUCUUUCGACCACACGGUGGUAAACCAAGAAAUAGGAUUGAAAAUAAUAUUAAUACUAUAAGACGUGAUCCUAUCACUGGUACUGGAGAAAAUGGUCGAGAAACAGAAUCUGUGCGUCAAUACAAUGGUAGAUUAUGUAAUGGGGAAAAUUCAAAAAGAUAUUCUUAUCUUGCAACGGAUCCAAUAACACAUUCACUGCCAGAGACAAAACUUGUUCGAUCACAGUCUGUAAGACAUUACAAAGAAACCUGGGCUACCCGUGAUCCAAUUGGUUAUAUGCAUAGAGCUAGUAUAUCAUACAAAACGGAUAGAGCUCGUGGAAUGAGACACUUUCAAAAUAAUAAUAACUACAACAAUUCUACUGCUAAUAACAAUAAAAUGAAUAUUGAUCCAAUUACACAUCAAACAAAAGUGAAACAAUCAAACAAUCAAUUAGCUUCGUCAUCAUCAGCUGAACCAAAUGAUGAAACAAUAUCUACAACAACUAUUGAUGAUUGCAGUGAAAUGUCCGUAGAUGGUAAUCAUAAUAGUAGUAAUAGUACUACAUCGACAAUUCGAGAGGAUAGACGUCUAAGAAGAGCUAUUCGUAAUCCUAUCACUGGUGAAGGCAUGUAUGACAGUGAUUAUAUUGACCUGUUGAAAUUACCAAGUGAAUAUUAUUUCCGAAGAAAUCGUGACACUAGUUCAUCUAUACUAGCUGCUGCUGUAACACCAGCAACUACAAAAAAGGCUGUAGCGCCUAGUCAAAAAGAAACACCUGCACCAAUUAAACCGAUUGCUCAUAAACCAGCACCACAGACACCAUCACAACAACAGGCUCCAGCAACACCAUCACAACAUAAACCACCAGAACCGAAAUUGCCAGCGAGCAGUACCACUACACAAGCUCCAGAGAAAAAAGUUGUCCGUCCGAAGAAGGUUGAACCACCACCACCUGUGGAAAAAAAGCCGACAACUCCACCUGAAAAACAACCAGUCGCAGAGAAAAAAUUAUCAGACAGUAAGCCAACUUCAUCACCAUCAAAAACAACUACUGAUAAUAAUAAUAAUAAUAAUAAUGUAACUGAACAACCAUCUAAGAACGACGUCUCACCAAAAGAACCAGAAGAAACAAGUAGUUCUAUUCCACCACAACCAAAAACUGAGAAAAGGCAACUAGCUGAAGAUCAAACAGCUAAAUCACUCAGUGAAGAAUUAGAGUUAGCCAUGGCCGGACAAGUUUCUCCACAAUCUACACCAACAACGCUAGAUGACAAUAAAACACCGACAGAAGUAGUGAAAGAAGCAACUCCACCGCCUACCAGUAACACACCUUCGCCACCAGCUACCAGUAAGACGCCUUCAACCCCGCCUACUAAUGAAGUACCAUCGCCACCACCUGCCAGUAGGACGCCUUCAAUAUCCUCUACGAGUGACACACCCUUACAACCGGCUGCCAGUAAGACGUCUUUAACACCCCCUACAAGUGAAAUGCCUUCGCCAACCCCUACCAGCAACACACCUUUGCCAGUAUCUGCCAGCGAGACACCCUCACCACCACCUUCGGAAGUAAAACCUACCGUAGAAGCUAAAACACCCCAACCAGCGGAAGUCGACGCUCCAAAGACAGACACUUCAUCGCCACCACCUGAGUCCCCAAAAGAAGCACCAAAAACAGAAUAGACAUGCGUAAUACCCUAUAACAAAUGUUCUUCUCUGGUUUAGUAAUACAAGUGCCUGCUGAUCAGAUCAUUCUCAUACUUUUUAUCGGAAGAGAACUUCUCUUUAAUUUUUUUGAAUGGUGCAUUUCGUUAUCAGUUAUAUUGUUCCUUGUUUAAAACGUACCUAUCUAAACACCCCGGGUGAUGGACCCCCUCUCUCCCCUUUUCUUUCGAUUUACUACUGAUUCAGAUAUUUUUAAACUUUCGGCAUGAGAAUGGAUCACAUAACUUUCGUAAAAAUAUUUCCGAUAUUUCGUUAUAAUAACUCAGUUAUAUAAAAAACACACAACCAAUAUUCUAAAAUUUUCCAAGGGGAUAUCCACUGUGCAUGGCACACUUAAGAGAUUCAUUCCAUUUCUAAGGAAUUC
Messenger RNA from Trichobilharzia szidati, 3060 nucleotides. Lineage: Eukaryota; Metazoa; Platyhelminthes; Trematoda; Strigeidida; Schistosomatidae. The record is from the annotation of a GenBank genome assembly.